This is a messenger RNA of Dioscorea cayenensis subsp. rotundata (Guinea yam), 1692 nucleotides long. Its product is annotated as transcription termination/antitermination protein NusG-like. Bases 69 to 1052 code for a protein of 327 amino acids. The record is from RefSeq and is a predicted model, not a curated record. Gene Ontology annotation, biological process: transcription elongation-coupled chromatin remodeling; DNA-templated transcription elongation. Lineage: Eukaryota; Viridiplantae; Streptophyta; Magnoliopsida; Dioscoreales; Dioscoreaceae. The transcript is spliced from 5 exons.
UACGAUCGGCCCGCGGACGGAUAAUCUCUGAACGAACUCGAGGUUCAGAUAGGCAGCGAGCGAAGGAGAUGCUCCAAGUGCUGCAAUGGCGGCCUUCUCUACUGCCAUCUCCCCGCGCAUCCAUCUCCUUCCGCACAGCGACGCGCUGCAUCUCCGUGGCGUCAUUACCACUGGAAACCUCGGCGGGCAGCGGUGGCGCUGAGCUGACGGCGAGGGAGAGGAGAAAACUGAGGAAUGAGAGGAGGGAUCGGAGUUCUAAUUGGAGGGAGGACGUGGAGGAGCGGCUUAUCAAGAAGCCCAAGAAGGGUAAAUCAUCGACGUCUGAGGGUCUUAACCUGGAUAAACUCUCCCUUUUAGGUCCGCAAUGGUGGAUUGUUCGGGUUGCCCGUACCAAUGCCCACGAGACCGCGGAGCGAAUCUCUCGUGCUCUUGUGAGGAAUUUCCCCGGAGUCGCCUUCAAGGUUUAUUAUCCCACUGUCCGAGAGCAAAGAGUAUUAAAGAAUGGUUCUUGCACUACAAAAUUGAAACCUAUCUGUCCAGGUUGUAUCUUCCUACAUUGUGUGCUGAAUAAGGAGAUACAUGAUUGUAUCAGAGAAUGCGAUGCAGUGGGAGGCUUUCUUGGAUUUCAAGUUGGGAACAAUAAGCGGAAGAUCAACCGACCGAAACCUGUGGGAAUCAAUGACAUGGAAGCGAUAUUCCAACAAGUAAGAGAAGAACAAGAAAAUGCUGACCAGGCAUUUGUAGAAUUACAGAAAGCCCAUAACAAGGGUCCUGCUAUAGAUUCUAGGGAGGAUUUAAACUCCCCCUCUUCUAAGGUUUCAAGAAAUUCCAGAAAAGGUGUGAAGUCCAUUGAUCUGUUAGUGGAUGAUAGCAACAGGCUUCUUACUACGGGUGCAAGCAUUCGUGUCUUGUCUGGGCCUUUUGCGGAGUUCACUGGCUAUCUUAAGAAGCUAAAUCGUAAAAAUGGAAAGGCCACUGUAGGAUUUAUGUUGUUUGGUAAAGAGAGCACAUUGGAGGUUGAAAUUGAUCAAAUUGUUGUGGAGACGUCAUGAUGGUAAGACAACCAAAUAAUCUUGGUCUCAUAUGUGGAUACUUUUCCACAUCCCAUCUUCAAAUCUCACAUUCUAAAUUUCUUUGUUCACAUGCAUUUGCUUGGUUUAGGUUAAGGUUACAUGAAGAGUUCAUCCACAGUUGAUUUACUGACUCCGUGAUUAGUUAGAUCUAUUCUGAUGGUGGUCAUUUGAUAAUUAUAUUGAAGUUCACUGAUCUAUUUGUUACAUGGAACAGUUCAGUCACUAGUUUGGCCGUGGUGUUCGGUUAAAUUCCCUUGCUAUCAUCUUUAUAUUGUGCUUAGAGUGUCUCUGACAGCAGUUGAGUUUUUGAAUGGGAUUGACUGACAGCAGUUCAUAGCCCAGUCUUUGAAGUGAGCAACAUAUUUAUAGCUCGAAGAUCACUAUGCUGGAGACCCUUUUUCCAAUCAGUUCCAGCAUACAGGAAAGGUGAUCCUCUGUGCGCCACGAAGCUAUCAAUUCUACAUUCUAGAAGACAAACUCUGUAUGUGAGCUCAAUAGCUUAAUUAUUAAAGAAUUGAAAAUUAUGUGAGGUGUUGCUUCACAUAUUUGCACCCAAUUUUAACUGUGUUUGCGAGUCUGUAUGUUGCCUCUUCAGUUAUUAUUAUUAUUAUUAUUAUUA